AUGAUUGAAACAGUCAUCGAGGUCACCUUUUACUUAUCCACGGCGGUGACCUUGUUUAUAUUCAUGCUUCCAUCGCAAUAUGAACCGACGCGAAACCAAAAUAGCAAACUUGCCAAUGAGCCCAAAACUAGCGUGCAGGUCCUGGUUUUAGGGGAUAUCGGUCGCAGCCCUCGCAUGCAAUAUCACGCUUUGAGUAUCGCCCAGGGAGGUGGUAAGGUGGACCUCAUCGGCUAUCACGAUUCGGAGGUCCAUCCCGAUAUCUCUUCGAACCCUAAUGUUUCGAUUGUUCCUCUCCCUUCGCAUCCCUCCUCGCUACAAACGAGCAACAGGCUUUUUUUCCUUGUCUUUGGUCCUUUGAAGGUUCUCUUCCAGAUCAUUUCUCUGUGGUGGAUUUUGGCCUACCGUACAAAGCCGGCCAAAUGGCUUCUUGUCCAGAACCCUCCUUCCAUCCCGACAUUGGCAAUCGCGUCGCUCGUAUGUUUCUUCCGCCAAACCAAGCUAGUCAUCGAUUGGCAUAAUUUCGGAUACACCAUCUUGGCUCUGAAGCUUGGGGACAGCCAUCCGUUGGUGAAAGUCUCCAGGUGGUACGAAAGAGUUCUGUGCAGAUCUGCCGUCGCCCACUUAUGUGUGACCCAAGCGAUGGCGUCAUUCUUGAAGAACGAAUUUGGACUUGGGUCACCCAUUGUGCCUUUGCAUGAUCGACCAGCAAGCCACUUUCGACCCAUGAUAGAGGAGCGAGAACGUCUCGAAUUUCUCCUAUCACUACCUGAAACAACCCCGGUGCGCGGCUUGAUAAAGAAGAAUAAACUCAAGGUCAUCGUGAGCUCGACGUCUUGGACCCCAGACGAGGAUUUUUCGCUCUUGAUCGAUGCUCUGUGUCAGUAUUCUGAACUAUCAAACACAUCUAAGCCACAUUUGCCGCACAUUCUUGCAAUCAUAACCGGCAAAGGGCCGCAGCGUGAGAUGUAUAUGGAACGAAUAUCUAACCUACAAAAGGACGGAGAACUCCGCAAAGUUACCAUAUGUACCGCUUGGUUGAGUACAGAUGACUACGCACGAUUGCUCGCAUCCGCCUCGCUAGGGGUCAGCCUGCACACCAGUAGUAGCGGUGUGGAUCUACCAAUGAAGGUAGUGGAUAUGUUCGGGUCCGGGCUGCCCGUGCUUGGUUGGAGCAGAUUUGAAGCAUGGCCAGAAUUAGUCACUGAGGGUGUCAACGGAAAGGGCUUUGGAAGCUCUGAUGAGCUGGUAGAACAGCUUAUCGACCUUCUUGGAAACCCAGACAAGCUGGAAAGUCUCCGCGCGGGCGCACGAGACGCGAGUUCGUAUCGCUGGGACGACGAAUGGACUCCGAAAGCUGGGAAGCUGUUUGGGCUUGUGUGA
This is a messenger RNA of Aspergillus calidoustus, 1380 nucleotides long. The record is from the annotation of a GenBank genome assembly. Lineage: Eukaryota; Fungi; Ascomycota; Eurotiomycetes; Eurotiales; Aspergillaceae.